Maniola jurtina (meadow brown) is the source of this 1346-nucleotide messenger RNA. RefSeq names its product peptidyl-prolyl cis-trans isomerase-like 1 (gene Cypl). The transcript has 2 exons. The record is from RefSeq and is a predicted model, not a curated record. Gene Ontology annotation, molecular function: peptidyl-prolyl cis-trans isomerase activity. NCBI's taxonomy places the organism in Eukaryota, Metazoa, Arthropoda, Insecta, Lepidoptera, Nymphalidae. Gene Ontology annotation, biological process: protein folding; protein peptidyl-prolyl isomerization. Gene Ontology annotation, cellular component: catalytic step 2 spliceosome. The coding region runs from base 319 to 834 and encodes 171 amino acids.
UGUAUCUGCUAAUCUCAUAGGUUAUAUUCACAGAGUACAAUUGUAUAUUGGUUGUAUUUUUCGCUCGAUUGGUUGACUCAGGUUGACUGGACCGCCUAGGGUAAUAAUGUUCUGUGGACUGGACAGUGAAAAUAAUAAUAUUUUUGAAUUGGAAGUGAUUUAUAAAUCCAUGAUAUAAGUACCUACUCCUAAUUCCUAUGGUGGUUCUAGUUUUUUAUUUCAAAAGAAACUUGGCUGUUUAAGUGGUCAUUAACGAGCCAGUGAAACUUUAUUACUGUUUUGUAUUCUAAAUAUUUAAGAUAGACACUUUAGUCCAUUAUGCUGGGCUAUGCAAACGCAGGUAUUCCAGAUAAAUCAUGGCAGCCACCAGUUGCAGUAUUAGAAACGACGAUGGGCACAAUAAUCGUAGAAAUGUAUUGGAAACAUACACCAAUGACAUGCAGAAACUUCAUGGAACUUGUGAGAAGAAAUUACUAUAACAACACCAAAUUUCAUAGAGUGAUAAGAGAUUUCAUGAUUCAAGGUGGUGAUCAUACUGGUACAGGCAAGGGUGGUCAAUCAAUAUAUGGGCCACAAUUUGAUGAUGAGAUUACAUCAGAUUUAAAGCAUACAGGAGCAGGUAUAUUGUCUAUGGCAAAUGCGGGCCCUAAUACAAACGGUUCCCAAUUUUUCAUAACCUUAGCACCUACACAGUGGUUGGAUGGCAAACACACUAUCUUUGGGCGAGUUCAAAGUGGAAUGGCCGUUGUGAAAAGAAUAGGCUUGGUUGAAUGCGACAAAAAUGACUGUCCUGUUGAUGAUGUGAGAAUUGAAAGAGCUUACAUACCGAAAUAAAAUCACUCUAAUAAUAUAAUAAUGUUUUAAUAUAGUCACCAAAGCACAACAGAUGGAAAUGUUUAAGUGCGGAAACCAGCUCAGAAAGAAGAAGAAUAUACUCACCACUCAUACCAAUAAAAUAUGAUUUUUGCUCAGGUCUCCAGCGUUUCUCUACACGCAGCGUUUCUCUACACGCUACACAAAAAUGGCUAUACACAUUUCGUUUGUCCUCUCCUGCUUAGGAAAAGUUUUGUGAUUUCUAAAAAAUUUACAGUUUAAAUGAGUUUGUUCGAAGAAGACUAGAUUUCAGUUUUAGCAAUAGAAGAUUUGGUUUCGAACAGACUAGUUUGAGACAGACCCUAAUAACUGGCUUGAAAUUUUAAUAAUAUAAUAUUCAGAAUUAAUAAUAAAAGAUUGAUUUGGAAAAGGAAACUUGGUGUCAAUGUUUGAUUUUAUGUUCUGAUGAUUGAGCAUCCCAGUUCCCAGAUCAAUAAUAAAUUUAUAAAAUAAUAAUAUUAUUUCUUGACUCC